GUGAGCGCAGGACGCACGUGCGACCCCGCGGAGCCUGGGCGUGCAGAGUCUGGCCGCGCUCCGCGGACUCCCGCCAUGGGCGCUGCAGCAGGCUCGGGGACGGCGCGCUACCUCGUGUACUUCCAGUACUUGGGCACGGAAUUUAACGGGGUCGCGGCCGUCAGGGGCUCCCAGCGCGCCGUCGGGGUCCAGAACUACCUGGAGGAGGCUGCAAAGCGGCUGAAUUCGGUGGUGCCGGUCAAGUUCACUAUCUCCAGCCGCACGGAUGCCGGGGUCCACGCCCUGUGCAACGCGGCUCACCUGGACGUCCAGCGCCGCUCAGGCCAACCCCCCUUCUCCCCAGAGGUCCUGGCAGAGGCUCUCAACGCCCACCUGAGGCACCCGGCCAUACGGGUACUGCAAGCUUUCCGAGUACCCGGUGACUUCCAUGCCCGCCAUGCAGCCAUAUCCAGGACCUACCUGUACCGUCUGGUCACUGGCUGCCCCCGGCAUGACCACCUGUCCGUGUUUGAGCGGGACCGGUGCUGGGCACUGCAGGCAGACUGCUUGGAUGUGGACGCCAUGCAGGAGGCCGCCCAGCACCUCCUGGGGACGCAUGACUUCAGUGCCUUCCAGUCAGCGGGCAGCCCUGCCAUGAGCUCGGUGCGCACGCUGCGUCGGGCCUCCGUGGCCCCUGACCCAGGCAGCCCCUUCAUCCUCCCCCAGGAGAACAGGUUGCAGUUCUGGAACCUGGAGUUUGAGAGCCAGUCCUUCCUGUACAAGCAGGUGCGGAGAAUGACAGCUGUGUUGGUGGCUGUGGGGCUGGGGACUUUGAUGCCUGCUCAGGUGAAGGUGAUCCUGGAAAGCCGGGACCCCCUGGGCAGGCACCAGGCACGUGUGGCCCCGGCCCAUGGCUUAUUCCUCAAGUCCGUGCUAUACAGGAGCCUUGGUGGGAAUCCAACCUCUGUUCAGCAGGAAAGUGAGGAAGCCCCAGGUUGGCCAAAGAAUCCCCACCUGGAGACCAGAAACCCAAAAGCAAGAGGCCUGGAGGCUUGCCGCACGGAAGCCACAGAUAACCCGCAGAUUUCACGGCUGAGGUCAGGACGGCCCGGACACACAGCCUUGCCGCCGGCCCUUGCCCCGCUCUGCACGCCACAUGGGCCUCCGGCACCCCACCUCCCUGGGCACCCCGGGCUGCUGCGGGUGAACUGCAGGCAAAAGGUUUGCGCAUCAAGAAGGGCACAGCCACGCAGCCGCUGGUUCCGUUUUUACUGGAAAUGAACACCUCAGGAGUGUCCCUCCACCCACUGGGGGCUCGGGAAUAGAAAUAAAGAAGAGAAAUCAA
Messenger RNA from Neogale vison (American mink), 1324 nucleotides. RefSeq names its product pseudouridine synthase like 1 (gene PUSL1). The record is from RefSeq and is a predicted model, not a curated record. The transcript is spliced from 9 exons. Gene Ontology annotation, molecular function: RNA binding; pseudouridine synthase activity. The coding region runs from base 76 to 1260 and encodes 394 amino acids. Gene Ontology annotation, biological process: tRNA pseudouridine synthesis. Lineage: Eukaryota; Metazoa; Chordata; Mammalia; Carnivora; Mustelidae.